GUUUAGGUCACCGGGUUCCGAUCCGACCGAUUUAACUGACCGGUGUGAUCAAUGUCCCAUGUCCGGAAACUCUCCGAGGAGUCCCUCCACGACAUCACCUGCUCCGGCUAGUGUUCCGCCCAGCGCCGGGAACGCUAUAGCAGCGUGGACUGUGUCGGCAAGUAAUGGUACCGAUUACAUGUUGUCGGAGGAGGAGUUCCAGGUUCAGUUAGCUCUAGCGAUCAGCGCGUCGAAUUCGGAGGAUCAGAUCCGCGCGGCGACUCUGCUGAGCUUGGGCGGCCAUCAUCAGAUGGAUACAGGCAGGGAUAGGGAGGAGGCGCCCCGCAGAGGAUUUAUCGAGACAUUAUUGGGUGAGUGUUCGUCAACUUUCUCCUUACCCAUUUUGAGGUCGAAUUGGAUUCUGGUGGAUUCAAGUUGGAAUGGGUUUUGUAGUGUUGGUGCUGGUGGAUGGAUUGUAGUUAAUGAGCUUACUUAAAGUGGGGGCUUUUGGUCUGUGCCUAUAAGCAAUUUUGAAUUUCUGGUAAUUAGAGCAAGUCACCAUGGAAUUGUGAAGAAAACUGUAACCUUGAGUAUUCUAGCAUCUUGCCUUUUUUGUGAGUUGAUCUAGUGGAGAGAGCAUGAGUUGGAGAAAAGGGCUAUGAUUUAAGGAAGUGAUUACUUGGGUUAUGGUACUUAAUCCUUGCUCUUCUGAUAUCUCGCAGUGAUCCAUUUUUGGAUGACGGUAAUUAAUGUUUUGGAACACU
Rubroshorea leprosula is the source of this 743-nucleotide messenger RNA. NCBI's taxonomy places the organism in Eukaryota, Viridiplantae, Streptophyta, Magnoliopsida, Malvales, Dipterocarpaceae. The record is from the annotation of a GenBank genome assembly.